This is a messenger RNA of Brassica rapa (field mustard), 901 nucleotides long. RefSeq lists its product as uncharacterized. The record is from RefSeq and is a predicted model, not a curated record. Gene Ontology annotation, cellular component: cytoplasm. NCBI's taxonomy places the organism in Eukaryota, Viridiplantae, Streptophyta, Magnoliopsida, Brassicales, Brassicaceae. Gene Ontology annotation, molecular function: protein phosphatase inhibitor activity.
GAAUAUUCGGCCCAUGAAGGCCCAAACCGUGUCCUGAGAGAAUAAAAUGCUGCGUUAAGUUGAGGCAUCGCCAUCAACAUCGUGGAACGUGGAGCUCACAUACUAAACAAGAUCCGAUCUAACCCCGGUUCUCGUCGGAAUCUCUUCACGGUUAACCGGCGUUCCUCAUCCACCUUUUCGUUAUGGAAGACGGCAAGGGAAAGGAGCUUGUUGGUGAUACUCCUCCUCCUGUUGAACAAAAUGAUAACAAGAAGGUUUCAGGUGAAACGGAGAUUCAUAAGGAGCCAUCACGUGAGAGUGAGGAAAAUGCGAUCAAGAAAAAGUAUGGAGGAUUGUUGCCAAAGAAGAUUCCUUUGAUAUCCAAGGACCAUGAGCGCGCGUUUUUUGACUCAGCUGAUUGGGCAUUAGGCAAGCAAAAAGGACAAAAGCCUAAAGGGCCUUUGGAAGCUCUCCGACCAAAACUGCAGCCAACCCCGCACCAGCAACCAAGAGCGAGACGGAUGGCUUUAUCUUCAGGCGACAACACUGAAGACGCUGAGGCUGACACCAACGAACCUAUCGAUGACCAACAAGCUAGCGCAUCAGCUGUUGACAAUGCCAAGGAUGAUGGAGGCAUAGAUGCUGCUGACACCAAAGACAACAUCAAGUCAUGAACAAAACAUAUAUAAAUCUCUUUGAGGAGCAACAUCAGAAGUCAAUUUACUGAAGAAUAAGCGACCAGCUUUACUUUGCAGUGGUUGUAGUAAUAUCGAGUCUCUCUCUCUCUCUCUCUCUCUCUCUCUCUCUUUACAUUAUAUUUCAUACUUGGGUUUCAGCAAAUCUGUAUCACCAUACAAAACCUAGUAGUUGUUUGAAACGUCUAUUUGGACGAUUUGCAAAUGGUUUGCUUUUGAUGAUCCAA